Messenger RNA from Peromyscus maniculatus bairdii (prairie deer mouse), 1827 nucleotides. RefSeq names its product small integral membrane protein 12 (gene Smim12). Lineage: Eukaryota; Metazoa; Chordata; Mammalia; Rodentia; Cricetidae. The record is from RefSeq and is a predicted model, not a curated record.
UCCGGACAUCCUUGGUCCUUAACCUCCUGGAGCUUCAAGGAGUUUUGAGAGAUGUAGACAAGUAGGGUACGCUCACACAAUGCCUAUCACAGAGAAAAUGGUUGUGCUGGAUAUGUGGAUGACUGGAAUACAAACAGGACCAUAUAUGUAGGAGAAUAGUAGUUAUAGACUGGUACUUAAGACAAAUUGGAACAUUGAAUGGAGAGUCGCUAUUUAGGGAUACUCUGAAGAACUUGCACCUGUAAUCAUAAACACGUGGGAAGUGGAAAGAGGAGGAUCAGCAGUUAGAAGUCAUCCUCAACUACAUUGAGGGUUUGAGGCCAGGCUGGAUGACAUGAGAACCUGUCUUAAAAAUAAAAACUUAAAAAGGCAGAAAAUAGAAUGGAGAAGUAUUGGAUUUGGUGUUCUUUGGGGGCUCCUCUCUUUCUUAAUGUGUACAUUGUAGGAUUUUGAAAAUCUCUUAGUAUAACCUUAGAACGCACAAGAAAGGAAGUCUUUCAAUGUAAUGAAAAGCUAAGCUAAUGAGGAGCUGCAGGAGACACUGCCUACAUCUAUGGUUUGAACAGACACCAUACACAUACAUCUGCCCAGGCUUGGCCUCAAAACCAGUGGGCCUGCUGCUUGUAGUGAUUUUGGCAAGCUAGCAUAGUGUCUUUGAGCCACUGUGGCCUUAGCCAGGAAUCUGGGCAAGUAAUUCCUACAUCAUAGAGGUAUUGUGAAGGCCAGGUGAUGACCAGGGGGCUACUGUGGUGUACAGGGCCUGGUGUCAGGUCGAAGGACCAGGAAGAGAAGCCUGAGUCUGCUGCAGUUCGGUCCAUGUGUAGUCUCAGGCCCACCAGACCUCCAGUCCCUCCAAAGAGAAUCAGAACCAAAGGGAGACAGGGAGAGCCAUGGAAUCCUCCGUGAGGUUUGGAUGUCUCACCCUAGAGCAGAGAGACAGCGGUGUUGGAGCAAUGUCAUGUGGCCUGUGCUUUGGACCGUGGUGCGGACCUAUGCUCCCUAUGUCACCUUUCCUGUGGCCUUCGUGGUCGGGGCUGUGGGCUACCACCUGGAAUGGUUCAUCAGGGGAAAGGACCCUCAGCCUGUGGAGGAGGAGAAGAGCAUCUUGGAACGUCGAGAGGACCGAAAGCUGGAUGAGCUGCUAGGCAAGGACCACACUCAGGUGGUGAGCCUUAAGGACAAACUGGAAUUUGCCCCCAAAGCAGUCCUGAACAGAAACCGUCCAGAGAAGAAUUAAUGGAGGGCCCAGGUCCCUGCCGCCAUGUCGACCCAGCUUCAGAACAUACAUCUGAUUUGCUUUGCUGCUCACUCCGGCCCCUUCUGCACCCCACAGCCACACACACAUACUGGUUGGCCCUUUAUGGCUGUCCAGCUGCAGCAGUAGGGGCCGACCAAGAGGAAGACUGCGUCUGUUGAAUGGGCUGUCUCCAUGACAGUGCAGGCUUCUGAUCUUACCUGGGAGCUCCAGCCCAGGGGAAUGAACACUGCUCUCGGGCUCCCUGGGGAGGGGCGUGGCCUCAGCUGGGAAUGGUUGGGGUUUGUUGUUGCCAUUAGGAGGGGCACCUCCAUGUCUAGUUCUACUUUUUGCACUGGAAAGAAUCAGAAAUCUCCCUGGCUCCCUUGAUGGGUUUUUCCUAUUCUCUGGCACAUGUGUCCCUUUAUCGGCUCAGGAGUAGAUUCUCAGGGGAAGGAAAGCAUGUUUCUGUUGUGGGGAGCUCAGGCUGUUGACCUUGGGGCAGAAGGGGUGUACACCUGGAGAUAAUCACUGUCUUCCCCCCUUCCUCACUGUGUAGUGAGAACCUCCAUUAAAGUGGCACCGGAGACACA